GAAUAUGUGCACGUCUUAUUAAUAAUAUCACUAUUAAUUUCCUCUGACAGAUGAUUCACACGAUUAUUUGCUUAAUGUUACUAAUGGUACGUAUAUUGAUCGCAUACACGUCUUCUAAUGCAACCUUCAUGACUGAUAUAAUACACUUUCACGAGAACUUUACAUCCCGUUUGCAAACAUUAAUCUUUCGAUUUAUCUCUGAAAUAUUAUACAUGCAAAUGUCUCUCGCUCUGCUGCUAAUUGCUUUAUAUUACUCUAAUGUAAGUAUUAGAAAUAUUGGGAAAAAAUAUUUAUAACUAUUGCUAAUUAUCUCUAAAAUUCCUCUUCUAUAUGCAAUAGAUAGCUUGAUAAGGAAAUCUUCAAAUAAAGAAUGAUUAAUAAAAGAAGUAGAUCUAUAUAAAAUCAUCUGUUUCGCUCUUAUCGCCCGGAGAUCGGAUCAGAUAAAUUUUAUAUAGUUAGAAAGUUAAAGCACAAGACAACAUUGCGAUAGAUAUAUGUAUUAUGUAAAAUAUUAGAGUACAACUUGCGUGACACAUGAAAAUGGUACACGUGUCUAUUUGUCUCAUCAUAUUUAAUACUACCAAUCAAUCACUCAUAAUCAUAGAUACUGAAGAAACAUCUAUUCCUUUCUUUCUUAUCCACAUCUCGAUGGAUAUUUAUCUAUUACUCACAUACUAAAGAUCUUGAGAGAAAGAUAUCUAUUAAUCAAUUUCAUAUAAAAAGAGAAGAUAUAUAGUCAUAUUUGACUAUGUUGAAAAAAAUCCAAAAUGCAUAAUUUCAACAACAAUAACAAAUGUAACAAUAAUCUUGGAAAACAUGGCAUAGAAUUAUUAAAUUUCCCUAUUUGUCAAAAUCAUAUAGAUGCAAGAUAUAAUUUCAUCGAUUACUACAUCAUUGAAAAGAAAUAAAUAUACGUAAAAAAAGACUUGUACUCACCUGAUUAUCAAUUAUUAUACCUGAUUUUCACAAUUAACGAAAUCAAAGUAAUGAUGUAGAUUUUGGUGAAAAAGAGCAAUUCGUUAACCUCUGUAAACUAAUAAAAUCUCUGACAAGAUAACUGCUUGGAUGUGUUAGAGGGUUAACGGCGCCCGCGCGUAUAGAACGUCGUCGUGGUUUUCUGUCAGGCCUUUUCCCCUCUUUAACGAACACCUUCAACAGUCGCGUGACACGCUGACAUGAAACGGCUCGUCACUAUAUUGCUGUCGUUCGGGUCAGAAUGACUAGACAAGUGUCAGUAUCGAUUCACCUGGCUGCUGGUUAUGCCACAUUAUACAAAGCAUUUCCGGUUAUGGGAAAUGCAUGAGAAAAUUUGCUGAUCAAGUUAUAAAAUGAAUAAAAUGUAGUGCGGAUACAUCGUUGAAGAAUGCACAACUUCCAACAGUUUUUACUUGACACAUUUAUAUUCGCGACGUUUUGCCACAGCAUCUACGGACAAAAUGUUACGACGACUGACGAACAAAGCUCUAUGGAACCAAUAAUACCUGCAGAAAUGAAAAUAACGUCAUGGAAUGACAUGCCGUUUUCGGGAUUAGUGCAAGAGAAUGGAACGUGGGUGGGAAAAGGUUACGCGUUUUACUUGCUUGAACUGCUUAGUUCCAAAUUAAAUUUCUCAUAUACUAUUAUACCGCCUAAGCAGCAGAUACUAGGCAAUGGUCGAAGUGGAAUACUAGGUUUACUCUACGAAAAGAAAGUGGACAUGGCGGUGGCUUUUUUACCUAUUUUGCCGGAAUUACGGAAGUAUUGCACAUUCAGCACAGCUUUGGACCAAAGCGAGAUGACAGUGUUGAUGAAACGACCUCAAGAAUCGGCAACCGGUUCAGGACUGCUCGCACCAUUCGACACAACUGUUUGGUUAUUGGUACUCACUGCGGUGCUUUUCGUAGGACCCGUAAUCUACAUUUUUGCCAAGUUUAGAGCGAAGUUAUGGAAAAACCCUGAUUCUGAGAAUUAUGGCUUGUUUGCUUGCGUAUGGUUUGUGUACAGUUCCUUGUUGAAACAAGGAACGAAUGUAAUUGCGACUACAGACUCGACGCGAAUUCUUUUCGCCACAUGGUGGUUAUUCAUCUUAAUACUGACGUCCUUUUAUACGGCGAAUCUUACUGCGUUCCUCACGAAACCACAGUUUACCUUGCCGAUCAACAACUUGGAGGAUAUAGUGCGCAAAGGUUACCAAUGGGUCACUUACAAAGGACGCACUAUUGAUUUCCUACUUCAUCAUCGUGUUACGGACGAUUUGAGUUUGUUAAACACUGUACAAUGGAAAGGCUACUAUAUUACAUCGUAUGAGUAUCCGGUUAAAUCCAUUUUCAACGCUGUAGAGAAGAGUAGUGGCCGCUGGUUAUAUAAUCGCGACGAUAAUCUUCAUCUUCGAAUGGACGAUAAACACUUAUAAACGACGGAAAAGGACUGGUAGAUGGUGCGUUCACACGCUCUGCUGUAGGUGGAAACGAAAAUCGAAGGAAUCUGUGACCCCGCAAUUGGUGUACACUAUGAAGAAUAAUUUGCUCGACAAACGGACCAACUUGCAAAAAAUAAGUCCGCGACCGCUGCAUCAGGAUAUUCCGAUAUACGAUCUCGUUCCAGGAAAGAAACAUAAUAUUAACGGGCGCGAUUAUUACAUCGUGAUGGAUCGCUAUGGUGAUCAAAGAUUAAUACCCAUUCGCACGCCAUCCGCGUUUCUGUUUCAAUACACGGCAUAACAGAGAGGAACGACUUAUAUAUUAUAUAACUACUAUACCAUAGGAAAUUAAUUGUAAAGUUUAUUACAGAAUUCGGAAAUUUUAAUCAUACAAGUGUCAAGCUUCAUAUGUUAAAAAUUAUACAGUCUUCUCCCGCUCAACAUCUAAUAAUUUAUUACAUUAUUCCAAAUAAUAUAUCAAAGAUAUCCCAUUUUAUCUAAACAAUCGAAAGUGCAACAUUUCACAAAAAUGGGUUUUUUAAUCUUAUUUUUGAUCAUAAAAUUUGCAUAAAGAGCAUUAGAGAAUAAAUCUGGCAUUAGAUUCUAGAAUCAAGCUCGAUUUGUAUUAUGCUUAUUGUAAUUAUGUUAUAGACACGAUUAUAAAAAGCGAUCAAUGU
Molecule: messenger RNA, 3075 nt
Organism: Formica exsecta
Lineage: Eukaryota; Metazoa; Arthropoda; Insecta; Hymenoptera; Formicidae
Gene: Ir76b
Product: glutamate receptor ionotropic, delta-2
Exons: 8
Coding region: 1364-2392 (342 amino acids)
Cellular component (GO): membrane
Molecular function (GO): glutamate-gated receptor activity
Source: RefSeq, a predicted model, not a curated record